CCUCUUCUCUUCUCUUCUCUCUCUCUCUCUCUCUCUCUCUCUCUCUCUCUCUCUCUCUCUCUCUCUGUCUCUCUCUCUCUCUCCUUGUUUCACGUAGAGUGUCUCCAACACAGACUAUACGAUUUCUAGAAGGUAGACAGCUUGUCUGGGUUGUUUAUCCUUGGGUUGUUUAUCCUUGUAAUUUUUUAGAAUCUGGACCAUUAAUAACAAGAAUUCUUUUUUGCUGAAUGAGGGAUUGGAUAAUUAAAAUAAUGUCUAGUGUUUAAACUUCUGACAACCAAAUAGACUAUUAAAAAGAACAAACUAUGGCAGCAAUUUGUUGAAGAGCAUAGUCAACGCAUGAUGGCGCUGCAGGCUAAGACUUUAAAAAUGAGGACCGCGGAAAGGGGACUUUAAAAAAAAAAAAAAUGCUUCUUCAGAUGCCCCCACAGAAAAGACCUUUAAGAGAAUGCUGCUAAUCUACACUUCGGAGCAAGCUAUUAACUAACAGGUCGACCCGUCUGGAUGCCCUUGUACCCUCGGUGCAGAAACAACAUGAAGAUCGGAAGGGAACACAGACAAAGGCAAGUUCUGUUGAUCUUUCUCUUGCUGGGAGUGGCUGGGGCGGGCUGGGAACCCCGCCGUUACUUUGUCAUGGAAGAAACACCCAGCGGCUCUGUUUUGGCAGAUCUAGUCCAGGACCUAGGGCUGGAAAUUACGGAGCUAGCUUCUAGAGGAGCCCAGGUAGUCUCUGAGGAAAAUGAAUCAGGCUUGCAGCUUGAUCUACAGACUGGGAAGCUAAUCUUAAAUGAUAAACUGGACCGGGAGGAGCUGUGCGGCCCCGCUGAGCCCUGUGUCACUCAUUUCCAAGUGUUACUGAAAAAACCACUGGAAAUAUUUCAAGCUGAGCUACGAGUAGGAGACAUUAAUGAUCAUUCUCCCGAGUUUCCUGAAAGAGAAAUGACCGUGAAAAUCAUAGAAAAUAGCCCGGUUGGCACUGCAUUUCUACUCAAAAGCGCUCAGGAUUUGGAUGUGGGAAAUAACAGCAUUCAGAACUACACGAUUGGUACCAAUUCUCAUUUCCAUGUUUCCAUCCGCAACCGAGGUGAUGGGAGAAAACACCCAGAGCUGGUUCUGGACAAAGAGCUUGAUCGGGAGGAGCAGGCAGAGUUCAGAUUAACUCUAACAGCGCUGGAUGGAGGUUCUCCGCCCCGGACUGGCACCUCACAAAUCCGGAUUCUUGUCUUGGAUGUCAAUGACAAUGCCCCUGAAUUUGCACAGGCUUUCUACAGGGUACACAUCCUAGAGAACAGCCCCUUGGGUUCCUUGGUUGCUAAGGUCUCUGCUAAGGAUUUAGACACUGGGACAAACGGAGAGGUAUCAUACUCUCUUUUUCAUAGUUCCCAGGAGAUGAGCAAAACUUUUGAGCUAAACGCCCAGUCAGGAGAAGUUCGUCUAAUUAAAACACUGGACUUUGAGACAACAUCUUCAUAUGACCUAGACGUAGAGGCAUCCGAUGGCGGGGGUCUUUCUGGAAAGUGUUCUGUUUCUAUUCAGGUGGUGGAUGCCAAUGAUAAUUACCCAGAACUAAUUAUAUCGUCGCUCACCAAUCCCAUCCCAGAAAAUUCACCAGAGACAGAGGUGGCUCUGUUUCGGGUUCGAGAUCGAGACUCUGGAGAAAAUGGAAGAACAGUUUGUUCCAUCCAGGAUGGUGUUCCCUUUACACUGGAACCUUCCGUUGAGAAUUUCUAUAGACUGAUGACAGACAGAGCUUUGGACAGAGAGAGCAGAGCUGAGUACAACAUCACCAUCACAGUCACCGACCUGGGCACACCCAGGCUCACAACCCAGCACACCAUAACAGUGCAGGUGUCCGACAUCAACGACAACGCCCCCGCCUUCAGCCAAACCUCCUAUACCUUGUUUGUCCGCGAGAACAACAGCCCCGCCCUGCACAUAGGCACCAUCAGUGCCACAGACUCAGACUCAGGCUCCAAUGCCCACAUCACCUACUCGCUGCUGUCGGCUCAGGACCCACAGCUGACCCUCGCCUCGCUCAUCUCCAUCAACGCUGACAAUGGGCAGCUGUUCGCGCUCAGGGCGCUGGACUAUGAGGCCCUGCAGGGUUUUGAGUUCUACGUGAGUGCGAUAGAUCAAGGCUCGCCCGCGCUCAGCAGCCAGGCUCUGGUGCGCGUGGUGGUGCUGGACGACAAUGACAACGAGCCCUUCGUGCUCUACCCACUGCAGAACACCUCUGCACCCUGCACAGAGCUGCUGCCCAGGGCGGCAGAGCCUGGCUACCUGGUCACCAAGGUGGUGGCUGUGGAUCGCGACUCGGGUCAGAAUGCCUGGCUGUCCUUCCAGCUGCUCAAGGCCACAGAGCCCGGGUUGUUCAGCGUGUGGGCACACAAUGGAGAGGUACGCACAACCAGGUUGCUGAGCGAGCGCGAUGUGCCCAAGCACAAGCUGCUGCUGGUGGUCAAGGACAAUGGAGAGCCUCCACGCUCUGCCAGCGUCAUGCUUCAAGUGCUUCUGGUGGAUGGCUUCUCCCAGCCCUACCUACCUCUGCCAGAGGUGGUGCGCGACCCCAGUCACCAGGAAGGCGAUGUGCUCACACUGUACCUGGUCAUUGCCUUGGCUUCUGUGUCUUCUCUCUUCCUUUUGUCUGUGCUGUUGUUUGUGGGGGUGAGGCUCUGCAGGAGGGCCAGGGAGGCCACUCUGGGUGUCUGCUCUAUGGCUGAGGGACACUUUCCUGGCCACCUGGUGGAUGUCAGCGGGGCAGGGACCCUGUCCCAGAGCUACCAGUAUGAGGUGUGUCUUACAGGAGAUUCUCAGAGUAAUGAGUUCAAAUUCUUGAAGCCUAUGUUUCCUGGUAUUGUAGACUAAAACUAUGGUAGGCAACUAGGAGAUGAUCCGUCCUCCCCAAGUGUUCAGGCAUGUGAAACUGCACAUUUUGCCCUUUGUAUCCUUCUGUCACUUUCACUUUUGCAUUUUCUUUUCAAAUCUGGUAGUAAUGUAUGCCUGUGUUUGUUUUUCCUUGUUUAGUUUACAUAGUAUUGUUGUUUGUUUAUUAGCUUGUUAAUUGUUUAAGUAUUUUUCCAAAUCUGUUGUUACUGAACAUUUUACAUCAGGACAUUUCAUGUUCCUGAUUAAAUUUGCCAUAGUCUCUCCUAAAGAAUGUGUAUUUUCUGUAAUGAAUAAAAUUCUAAUCAUAAAAGUAUAUUUCCUGACCUAGGGGAAUGAUUAGUUUAUAGAGUGCUUAUGUAGUUUGUUGGAGGCCUUAGAUUGGAUCCCUAUGUAAAUCAGCACUCGGAAGUGGAGGCAUGCUAUCGGGAAUCAAGGUCAUCUUCUACAUAGAGAAUGCAAGCUCAGCCUGGGCUAUGUGAUAAACAAGGUGGAUCAAGUCUCAAAAAUUAAAAAUAUAAUCCUGGUGUGUGAUCCCAUAGAAGAACAUGUGAUUUCUUUUAAGUAAUACUUCAUUUUAAAAUUGGAAGUCCUUAGUUUUAUUAUUUGCCUGGCUAUGACUUCAAUAGCCUCACUUGUGUUGUCUUUGGAAGCAGUUCAUAUUCCUUAACGUCAAGUUUCUUCCAGAUCCCCUAAUUAUGUUUUCUGUUCUCCAACACUGUAGACAUCAUCUCAUGAAAACCAGACCCACAUCAUCCAUUCUUUCUCCCCUAAAUUGACAUUGAAAGGGGUAAAAGUCUCUUUAUUAUCUUUAGCUGAUAGAAGCACUUGGUACGUUACUGGUGGCAUAAAAACAUUAAGCUCCAGGAAGCGUGAUACACACACACACACACACACACACACACACACACACACACACAUACACACACAUACACACACACGUGUGUGUGUGUGAUGCAGUAUCACUUGUUAUAGUGGGGAAAUCCUGAUGUAGAUCCCAAAUCCCAGCCUCAGCUUCUGGUUGUACAGCAUGCCAACGUUGACAUGCUUUGGAUGAUGAUAUUGCUCUGGUUGACAAGGAAUUUGAAAGAAAAUGCAUUAUAUAGAAUUAACAUUAGUUAACUAAACAAAUUUAGUAAGGAUAUGUUGAUGUCACAUUGAAUGAUUUGGAGAAAUUAUUCAGAAAACUGAUUCCCCCAAAGAUGUUCAGUCCUGAUCCCUAGAACCUAUGAAUGUUACUUUAUAUUGUAGAGAUAAAACAUGAACAAAAUUAAGGUUGUUAAUAACCUAAACUUAAAACAGAGUUUAUAUUCUAGAUCAUUUGGGUGGAUCUGAGAGAAACAGUGAAAGGCUUUAAAAGCAAAGUUGAAUUUACCCAGAGAUGAUGAAUAGCCAGACACAGUGGCACAUGCCUUUAGUCCCACACUUGGGAGGUAGAGACAAGCAGAUCUCUGAAUUCAAGGCCAGCUGCUCUACAGAGUGAAUUCCAGUAUGGCUAGAGCUACAAAGUGAGGCCCUGUCUUGAAAAAAAAAACAUGAGAGAGAGAGGUGGGGAGGAAAAGAAAUUCCUUAAGGACUGUUAGGUGUGUCUUAUGGCUCAGUAUUUCAACCUACCAUAUUCUGACUGUCAUACAGAUUUUGAACUUUCUAGUAAACUCCCAGAGUGGAAUAAAUCACUUCCUUGUGGCAUGUUUUCUGAUGGCUCUCUUUCUCCAGUUGAUGCUUGAGGAUGCAGCUAAUGAAAAGACUUAAAAAUACAGAAGUGGAGCCAGGCAGUGGUGGUGCCUUUUAAUCCCAGCACUCAGGAGGCAGAAGCAGGUGGAUCUUUAAGUUUGAGGCCAGCCUGGUCUACAGAGUGACUUCCAGUACAGCCUGGUCUACACAGAGAAGCUUUUUUUUGGAGAAAAGUAUGGACAUGGGUUUUUAAUUGGGUGGUGGAAAAAGUUAAGGUUGCUUUGUAUAGACUUGGUAGAAAUGUAAUCUUAGCAAGUGUGCCAGUAAAGACACAAAAGGAGGUGAGGCAUGCAGUCCUUAGAGAACACAAUGGCUUAUAGAAUUUAUAAUUUAAAGCAACUAUGGGGAGAAAUCUAGGCGUUAAAAUUUCUACUAGUAAGAGAUCAGGCAAGGAAAACAUUAUUAAAAACUGGAGGAAAUUAACACUUUUCUUUUUAUACAAUUGCAGAAAACUUAGCUGAAUCAUGGCCUGCAUUAUAUAAGGAAGAGAAUGCAUGCAUUUGGGCAUUUGGCAGAGGAAAUUUCCCAGAAAAUUGCCAGAAGUACAACUUGAUUUCUUCUCACUGGUUAUAGUAAAAUAUCAGAUGAAAAAUAAUAUAUACCGAGGGCCUGAUGACUGGAGGGAAUUCUCUCAUUCUCAUUGCAUUAUAACGUAAGUUAAAAUCAGGCAAUUCAUUGGUAGGAUACAUGCAUAGGAGAGAAGUCAUAGGUGCAACUGGGAAACCUUUCUCUAGUGCCUGGGAAAUCUCAGAGUUAAAAAUAGAGAAGAGAGUUACAAGAAGUUAAUAAUACAUAAGCUUCUUUGAAGGACCAAACACAUUUUCUAAUAGCACGUUUUCAAUGAAUUUUUCCUCAUGUACAGGUAUAAUGUGAUGCUAAUUGCAGUAAAUGUAUAACAUACUCUCUGACUGACAGAACUUUCAGAAGUUGGUCCCACCUUUCCAUUCUCCAUUGUGCCUGCUAGUGGGUUAGAAAGUAGCAAGUAUUAUUUUCUCCAGGCUAUUGUCAUCUAAUCAGUAGGAGCAGUUCUUGUCCUUUGGAAGCAAUGAUGACAAAUUUUUAAAUAAUGUUGAUUUGAAUAGAAGACGAGAGAAGAAAGUUUAUUACUAGUAUAUUUAGAUUUGGACUUUCUCCUAAUUUUGCCUAAACAUCAUACUUGGAUCAACCCUAUCAGCCUUCUCAUACGUUGAGAUGUUUUGAAGCAGUCCCAGAGAUUCAAACUUGUUAGAUCAGUUCAUUCAAGUUCCUAUUGUCUCAUAAGUUAUCUGGCAAUCGCUUCUCCAUCUUCUAUUUUAGAAAGGUUUGUAGAAGGUAUCUGUGAUUGUUUGAAUGAAAACUGUCUCCCAUAAGCUAAUAUAUUUGAGUACUUGGUCCCCAGAUGCUGGAUCUGUUUGGGGAGGCAGUGCAGGUCUGGUGGAGAAAGCACCUCUCUACAGGUGGGCUUAGAGAGUUCAUAGCAUUACUCCACAUCCAGGUUCCUCUCUUCCCUUGGGGUUUGUGACUGAAGAUGUGCUCUGUCAGCCUUUUUCUCUGCUGCCUGCCGCUGUACCUCACCAACCAUUGUAUAUUCUCCCUCUGGGAACGUGAGCAAAAAUAAACUCUUUCUUCCUUCA
This is a messenger RNA of Mastomys coucha (southern multimammate mouse), 6230 nucleotides long. Its product is annotated as protocadherin beta-15-like. NCBI's taxonomy places the organism in Eukaryota, Metazoa, Chordata, Mammalia, Rodentia, Muridae. Gene Ontology annotation, biological process: homophilic cell-cell adhesion. Gene Ontology annotation, cellular component: plasma membrane. The coding region runs from base 505 to 2865 and encodes 786 amino acids. The transcript has a single exon. Gene Ontology annotation, molecular function: calcium ion binding. The record is from RefSeq and is a predicted model, not a curated record.